Messenger RNA from Rhododendron vialii, 2298 nucleotides. Its product is annotated as chaperone protein dnaJ 49. Gene Ontology annotation, molecular function: Hsp70 protein binding. Gene Ontology annotation, biological process: cellular response to misfolded protein. NCBI's taxonomy places the organism in Eukaryota, Viridiplantae, Streptophyta, Magnoliopsida, Ericales, Ericaceae. Gene Ontology annotation, cellular component: endoplasmic reticulum membrane. Bases 310 to 1359 code for a protein of 349 amino acids. The record is from RefSeq and is a predicted model, not a curated record. The transcript is spliced from 2 exons.
UGUGGCCUGUGGGAAUGUUACGGACUUUCCUUUUUGGUGGCGCGCUCUCAUUGAUUUCUUCCCGUAAUAGUGCUACAUAUUUCCCCAAAGCCGAUUUGUCCUAUUCGAGACCGACUCUCUCUCUCUCUCCUAUGGCUUCGAUUCCAGAAUCAGGUGAAUCAAAGUCUCAUUUGGAACCCUAGAUGUUUACUACUUGAAAGCCUGAUGUUUUCACUGGCUGAGAUUGAAGUUAGCAGUCUUUGAUCUUUGGAUCGAGUUUUUAGAGCUUAAUUUGGGGAAAUCUGCUCUCUAUUGAAGUGGGUUCUCAUUAUGGAUAGUAACAAAGACGAAGCUUUAAAAUGUGUGGGCAUCGCCAAAGAGGCGAUCGCAUCGGGCCAGAAGCGACGUGCUCUAAGAUUCAUCGAAAAGGCUACACGGCUUAACCCUAACGUGUCUGUUGAUGAUCUUUUGGCAGCUUGUGAAAAUUUAGAGUCGGCAUCUAGUGAUCCUAAUACUGAAAAUCAUGUCGAGAGUACAAAGAAUAAGCCAGCUUCGUCUACCUUUGAUGAGGUUUCAAAUGGGGAGCGUAGUUAUACAGAAGAGCAUGUGGAGUUGAUUAGGAAAGUCAAGAGAAGUAAGGAUUACUACGAUAUUCUUGGUCUAGAGAAAAGUUGUUCGGUGGAGGAGAUAAGGAAGGCAUAUAGGAAAUUGUCUUUGAAAGUUCAUCCGGACAAGAACAAGGCCCCAGGUUCUGAGGAGGCAUUUAAGAAAGUUAGCAUGGCAUUCAAGUGCUUGAGCUCCGAUGAUUCGAGGAGGCAGUAUGAUCAAACAGGCUUUGUUGAGGAAUUUGAGCACAACCAGCAGUAUAAUGUGAGGCGGCGUCGGAGGAGAACUGGGUCUGAUUGGUUUGAAGACGAUUUUGACCCUGAUGAGAUAUUUAGAUCAUUCUUUGGCCAGACAGAGAUGUUUCGGGCAUCCCAUGUUUACAGGACUAGAGGGACUGGCAAUCAACAAAGGGAUGACGUUGGUGGAACAGGGCCUAAUUUUAUGGUUCUACUUCAGAUAUUACCGUUCCUGCUAAUAUUCUUGCUUGCUUAUCUGCCCUUCUCAGAGCCUGAGUAUUCUCUGCAGAAGAACAAUUCCCAUCAGUUUUCGAAGGUUACUGAGAAUCAUGGAGUGGAGUUUUACGUUAAAUCCGCGGAUUUUGAUGAGAAUUAUCCACCUGGAAGUCCUGGUCGAGCUAACAUCGAGAAUAGCGUGAUAAGAGAUUACAAAAAUUUGCUUGGUCGGUACUGUCACAUAGAGCUUCAGAGGCGUCAAUGGAGCAGGAACAUGCCAACUCCUCAUUGCGACAAGCUACAAAGCUUCGGACAAGCAUGAAGGUCAGCUGAUAUUGCAUAGAGAAUAUAUUGUAUGACAUUUAUUUUCAUGAUCGAUGCUGAAUUGUUAAGCCAGCAGCCAUGGACAUGAUAUUCGUGUUUUUAGAUGAGUGCUUUUCUUUUACUGUCAUGUUUAGUUGGAUUGUGCCCGGUAUGAUUUUAACGCUCUAAGUUUUGUUGUUCAUGCCCUUCUCAACCAUCACAUAAUCUUAUAUCUGAUGCAUGGUACUAGAUCACUAAGCAUUGUGAAAGUUUAGGAUUAGAAGUGGAGAGAAAUGGCAUAUAGUAAGUUACUUCUGGUUUGGUACAUACAUAAAAGAGUUCCCCCUUUUGGCUCUUUUGAGAAAAAAGAACAAACACAGAAUGAUUAUUCUAGUUUUUUUGGUCUCCAUGUGCCCUUGGCAUGAGUGGGGCUUACUAUCUGCAAAAUUACUGAUAACGAGGCUGAGGUUUUUUUGCAUUUUCAUUUAAAUGUUAAACCUCUUUUCCCUCUGUGUGCUGCAGCUUGUUGUGGAUGGAAACAAUCAAAACUCUUGUUUGUUGUUUGUUAAGGUGCCAUGCCUGUUCUGAUUUAUCCGAUUAACUAAUUUCUUUUUUCUAACUUAUUCUACAAUUUCAAUGUAAUCGCCUUAUCUCUACUAAUUUCUUUCUUUGGAAAAGCAUGUGGCCAGCGAAUUCCUCGAUCAAUGAUGUUCCCUUGUUGGUUCCCACCUUUAACAUUGAGAGAACAGAAAUGUUAGAUUAUCUAAACCUCCAAUCCUCAGAUCUCACACCAUAUGCUUUGCUCUUUACUUAGAGAACAACCUGACAAAAUUCUCUUCAACUUUAUUGAGCAUUUGAUCCAUAAUUCAACAGAUAUCUUAGAGAUUUUGUGGUGUGGAUAUUACUAUUGGUUUCUUUAGACCCACGUCGCUUAUCAUUUGCCAUAAAAAAAGGGAAG